Molecule: messenger RNA, 6689 nt
Organism: Homarus americanus (American lobster)
Lineage: Eukaryota; Metazoa; Arthropoda; Malacostraca; Decapoda; Nephropidae
Product: transcription factor GAGA-like
Exons: 6
Coding region: 309-1859 (516 amino acids)
Biological process (GO): regulation of transcription by RNA polymerase II
Cellular component (GO): nucleus
Molecular function (GO): protein binding
Source: RefSeq, a predicted model, not a curated record
UGUUUACAAACAAAUGAAGUCAUAAAGCAUCUUUACCUCAAGACAUGAUUCAUAGGUCUUGUUUCACCUUCAUUUAGUUCAUAUCCGGUGUACAAUUAACUAUACAAUACCCCAGAGGUCUGAAGAUCAAGACGGGAUAUAAAUUACGGUUGUAUGUUGAAGGAAAUAAGUUUUUUUUCACCAUUUUGUAGCUCAGCCUCGACUACAGCCAGUCCUUGUUAACGGAUGUUUUUGGUAUAUCUCUCGAGUUGUAGUGUGGCCAUGUAAGAGUGUGUGGUUGAUGUACUGCAACGAAAUCCAGGUAUGAGAUGGACCCCAGGCAAGGAUCCUACAAGGGAAAGGGCAAGAAGCCUCUAGGAACUCGUCCUGGCAGGAUGGACAGUGAGCUGCUGGCGCUACAGUGGAUGGAGCACUCACGAAUUUUCAGCCAGGCCAUCGGAGGCCUGCGAGGCAAGGCUGCUUAUACAGAUGCAACUUUGGCAUGUGAAGGACGUUUCUUUCCAGUGCAUAAAUUUGUGUUGUCCACCUGCAGUGAAUAUUUUAAUGCCAUUUUUGAAUGGACCCCCUGUGUGAAUCCUGUAGUUGUUCUGAACAAUAUCUCAUGCAAAGAACUUGAGGCCCUUCUAGAUUUUAUGUACAUUGGAGAAGUCAAUGUGCGGGAAACACAAAUUCCAGGGGUUAUGCACGCAGCAGAGUGUCUGAGGAUCCGAGGACUCACAAUGGUUGACGACGAGGGCUUCAAAACCCAGUUAUCAGCCAGGGCUCCUUCAGAUGAUGGGCCAGCCAAAAAGAAGAGACGCCAAGAUGUUAGGAAGAGUGUCGCAACUACCUCCAAAAUACAUCUUCCGCCUCCCAUGAACCCUCCUCCACAUUCAACAUCUCACGUGCAGCGCCCUCAGCCUCCAGCAUCAGCACCACAGUUAUCCACCGAGCCAAAUUUGCCACCAAUUACUGAAUCUCGUGAACAUGUAUCUCUUACCCAACAUAAGCCUCAGCUCCAACAAAUACAGCUGCAGCAGCAUACUUCUCCCAUUCAGAACAGCACACUCCCCCAGCCACCUCACACCCCACAACAUGGCCAUAUGAGUGUGACACAAAAUCACCAAGACCAGACUUCUCCCACACAACUUCUACAUCCUCCUCAUCCCACCAGUCCGACAGAUCUCUCAACUCACGGACAGGCUCAAGAAGUGACUCUAUCUCAGUCUCUGACUCCAAUUGAGAAAGUUAUUCAGGCAGUAAAACUGGAACAUGCACUUGAAUCACAAGCUGGGGAUGGAGCAGUGGGAAUACCUGAAUUGUUGGACAGCUUUGUUGACAUCCGGCCACUAUAUGAUGCCAAGGCAGCACAAGGAGAGGAGAUUGCAACAUUUCACUCAGCGGAAGCAAAUGACAACCUGUAUGACUUUACUGAAGAAUUUCCUGAGACUUCUGCUUCUUCACAUUCAGAAGUUCAGUUUCAGAGGGGCCAAGCCAACACCAGCUCUCUUGUGAAAAUUGAACGAGCGUCCACUGGGGAUGAAGGCCCCUAUAAGUGCCACUACUGUAGUAAGGUUUGCCAGAAGAAAGAAAACUUAAAUCGACACAUGCGUACCCACACCAAGGAGCCCUAUGUCUGUUCUGAGUGUGACUUCACCAGCAAUAGCUACAAAUCUUUUCUUGAUCACAAGAAAGUUGAGCACACAAAGAUUCACAAAUGUUCUUUCUGUACCUUUACCAGCCAACGCCAUGACAACGUCAAGCGCCACAUGUUGGGUCACACCGGCGAGAAGCCCCACAAAUGUCCGCAUUGUGAUUUCAGGGCAAAACGCCACCAGUACCUUCAUAAACAUAUUAAAAAUAUUCACAAAAAGAAGUAAGUCCAUUUUUGUGGAUAUGGAGAAGGAUUGGGAUUAUUAGGAGUAGGUUCUGUGAACUGUUCUUGUACCCAAUCCUCACUUUAGUUUGAAUCUUCAAACAACAGUGAAGAACUUAUAUCAUACAACUGCCUAGACACUUAUUGACACUGAUAGUCAUUAAGGGUGACAGAUGUCAUUUGCAAGUUCACUCACCAUAUUUUCUUAAUAAAGACUUUAGUCUUUGUAUAUUGUACUAGGGACAAGAUAACCAAGAGCUGUCACAUCAAUUACUUAUUGUGACAGAAGAUUCCCUCAGUGCAAAGCAAAGGUAAAAUUACAUUGCUGUUUGUUAUCAAUGAAUUGCAGGUUUUACUAUUAUUUUUUGUUAAAAUUUUUCUCCUUUAGUACAAUACAAUCUACAGGAAUUUAAAUAACUCAUUACUGCUAGAAUUAGAACUGCAGUGAGUCAAAAGUGUAUUUAAGUGAGGAAGAUACAAACAGGUAUGAAUAUUUCCUGUACAGUGUUUUGUGUAUUCAGAAGCAAGGCUCUUACAUUCUCAAUACUGUGCUGAGAGACAUGCAGUAGGAAUUUGGGUAUUAUAGUUUUCAAAGUGAACUUAUUUUGUUUUGUUAAUUUGUGGAUGACUGUUGAGUGUGUGUUAGACUGAGUCAUAACAUAUUUAUUCAGUUGAUUCAUGGCAUGUAUUAAAUAUUUAAUUUCAUUUAUGUUAAACCAAGUUACUAAGCAUGUAUGAUGACCUUGCGAGCCAUUAUACUGUACUGGGUAAUAAAGGAAUCAGUGUUAAUAAGUAACAUGGUCAGUUGUGUAUUUCCUCUUAUUACAGAGGUGCUAAAUUUGAUGGAGUUAGAAUAAUGGCAACAGUUGUACCAUUUUUUGAUAGUUGGAAAUUUCAUUAGUAGAUUCUGAGUUCAUGAUGUGUAAGACCAAAGUGAUUAGGCUAUAGUAAAGCACAAGAGAGUACAAAGGCCAUUUUUAGGUAGUUGUUAUAGAUGAAAAUGAACAAAUAUUGGCAGCCAUGUGCUCAGCUGACUAAAGAUUUUUUAUUGGGAAAAAAUGGAUUUUCAUACAAAUAUUACUACUGUACUGUACCCCAAAUUGUAUCCCCACCAGGUAUAUAUCAAGUUGAUCUUAUUGGUUGUUGGAGAACUUUUAAAAUUAACAGCAACAACAAUAUAGAUAAGACAGGGCUGUGGCAAUAACUCAGCCAGUAGAGCUAAAUGACAUGGGUUAUUCAUAAGGGUUAUUCAUAAUUAUCCUUUUUUUAUUGAUCCAUUUUAUAAGUUUACAGAUCAAAAAAUCAGAGCCAGGAUUGCAAGGAAUACUAUUUUUUUAUCAUAUUCAGUUAGAAGUGAGUGAAGCAAUACUGCCAAGCAGACUAAUAUGUGAUUGUAAAAAGCACCUGCCUGUACUGCCCACCUUUGUUAUUAUCCAUCACGAUCCUCAUAAUUUUCAUGGCUUACCCUGGGGCCAAAUAACCAGUCCUGUACUGUAGAGUAUUGUGUUUUACAAUGAAUAAUUCCCAGAUUGGGGAGCAAAUAUAAAGUUACAGUAAACAGUUCCUUUGUUAGUGCACACUGCAGAUUGUGCUAUAAAUUUCCAGGAGUAUUUUGCCCCAUGUUUAUUUGCCUCCAAGUGUCAGCAGCAGGGUUUUAAAAGGACAUUGUUGAUACUUUGAUAUAUAUAUAUACAAUAUAUUAUUGUGAAAAGUAUAAGGAUCGUGUGUGGAUGAGAGGUCUUGUGUUUCUUCCUUGUGUCACUGAUGGGAUCUUGUUUGAAUGCCUACAGAAAUUAAUACUUUUUGCGUAGGCAGUAUUUUUUAUUUGUGUAGGUACAGUAGCUAAAACAACCAUCUGUGCAGGUGGGGGUCGAUAUGCUCCGAAAUUUUGUGUGACUAGUGACAGCCCUCAUAUACCAAAAUUUAUUGUCCAUGGUCUCAUAUUGUUUCCCGCAAAGUAUGCACAAAUAGUUGUUUUAGCUACUGUACGUAAGUAUAUAUUUUCCUUUCAUCUCUUUAACUGAAUUAGAAUUUAAAGUACUAUAUAUUAACCCAAAUGCUGCCAAAGGUGAUUUAAUGUGUUUAGUGCUCAUUAAACAAAAAAUAAAUAAUUCGGAAAUAUUGACCAAUUAAAUUGCGGAGAUGAUGCUAGAGUUUUGGUUUUCAGUCUAAACACGAGUAUUGAGCAUAUUGAAUGCAGUUGCAUAGCACCUUUACUGGGAGUCUUUCAAGAUAGAAUAUAAGCAUCACUAAUGUUGUUUGAUAUUCAGGGAAAUGAACUCCUCGUGUAUUUAUCUUUGGUGCCAUCCAUGCAUAUUCAGGUACUGUACAUUAUUACACCAACGCCUCAGAUCUUAAGAUUCCGUUUAUUGUAGUCUUGAUUAUAGAGAGUUCCUUAAGUUAGAUGACUCUUCUGUGUUACAUUCUUUACUUGGAGACCAUGUAAUAUAAACUUAAAUGUAAUGUUGAUUCAUAAAGUUAUUAUCAUUUGCUUAUGAAUUAUCAACCCAGUAUUGGAGUUGAGGAUUGCUACCUCACCACUAACAGUCCACUACUACAGCACCAGUUGGUAAUCUUCCACAGCAUACUUUAACGUUUUGAUCCUUCCAUUUCUGUUUUCAUCACCUUUUUCCUUUCCGUAGUUGUUGGUGACUCAGGCUUUCAUUUUUCUCCUCUAAGUAGCCUGUCUCUUGUAUCCUCUACUGUGAAUCCUCUCCAUUUUAUGUUUUUCUGUUGUACAUCUUUUUGUGUUUGUUGUGGUCAUUCUCUCCUGUCCAUCUGACAAAUAUUCUUUGUUUUCUCUUUUUUUCCUGAUAACCUUGUUCCUCUUACCUACUGUAGUAUGACUCAAUAGACAUAAAGUCUCAUUUUAAGAAAUGUCUUUAGUACCUUUAGUGAAGACCGUACACUACAGUAUUUGGGUCCUUACCAUGAAUUCCUGAUAAUCUAAUUAGUUUCUCUUUAUAAGUGAAAUGAAAAAAAAAAUGGAUAGAAACAAUAAUAUCUAUAAAUCAAAAGAAACAGUAACUAAUAAGAGUAAGGAACUGCAACAUGAUUAGAAGAGAAUAACUAAGAGUAUUCCCCUGAGUAAUGCUUCAUUAUACAGUACACCCUAUGUACAGUACGGGUAAUUGACUGAGGAUUAUAUGGCAGUUUGCAUUUAUAGGAAUUGAAAUAUGUGAUUAAGAUUGCUAGACUAAAAUCCUUAGAAUAUAGUAUUUCCAAAUUUCCCAGAGAAAAGCAUUGAAUAAGCAGUUGAGGAAAUCAUCAAAUAUGGAAACAAAAAUUUAUUUUGAUAUAAAAGUUGUGAUUGUGAGGCAGAUCUUUUAUAAAGGAAUACAUAUGGAAAAUAAAUGUACUUUCCCUGGAUGAAUGAGGCGAACUGGUACACUGCUGACAAAUGUGAUUUUCCUUAACUCACAAUACUGUAUAAUACCUGUACUCUUGGAUGCUGUCACCAUACUCCCAAGCCACUCAACUCUUGGCCUUCACAAGAUUGCUCUUUUCAUAUGUCUGCAUUUUGGAGUGUGUAAAAGUAUGAUUCUGUACUGUCUUUCUUUUUCUUAAUUUGGUUUCUGAUCAACAUUUGUUCUACACAUUUUACCUUGGACAAACUAUACAGUACAGUACUCAGGGGUUGCCUAUAGGGGUGCAUAGAGACCUCUUGAUUAAUAGGUCAACAGUCAAAACUGCUGUGGGUAUAUUUUAUCAUUUAUGGUCAUCUUGUUAUGCCUGUGACCAUUAGUCAGUUUAGUUAGAGGUAAUGCAAUUCUGUUAUCUCCUGUAAUCAAGAUUUAAGUAAAAUGGGUCCUAAAAAGAGAGGUAGAUCUUUUAUGCUGAAGAUCAGUACUAUUACUUGUUAUAUAAAUGUAUCCUAUUAUUUAGUUUGUUAUCUGAAAUUUUAUUUGAAAAAUAAGAUUAUUUUCUUAAUUUUUUCUUAAGUAGCACUUCAUAUGAGAUGCACCAUUUACAUGUUUGUAAGCUACUGUUAGUGAAGCAACAGAUAUUGGUUCACCAACUUUGUUUUAUUGACUGAGUAACAUAUUUGUUAAAUACAUUUAUUUUUUGAUUAUGAGAAUUGUAAUAGUAAUGUGAUAUUUCCUUUCUAUUUUUUAACACAAUUUUUCCAUGACAGGUAACUAAGCAAUAUAGAAGCACUUAUACUUAAAGAAGGAUUAAAAUUUUUCCUCAUACUAUAUAACAGGGAUCACCAGAGAAAACCAUUUACAAGUGGCAGCAUCUGAUAAAGUGUAUUGUGAUUGUGUAAAUAUAAUUUCACAUUCAUUCCCCUGUUUAUUACUUGGUAAUCCAGCAUAGCCAUUGAAACUGUACUGGGGAAACACUGGUGUAUGUAAAAUUAAGCAUCAUUUGUAAUCACCAAUGAAUCUGCAAAAUACUGAGACAAAAAAUUUUCAAAAUUGUUUUGAACUGUAAAGCAUGGCGGACAAAGCUUUUUACCGUGGUGCUAAAAAUUCAAGUGUGGCUGGCUCACACACUUCAGCCCUUCAUGGUGAUUCCUGUGUAAGGUCUGACUUUCUUUCUGUGCUGUAUUAAGAGUUUGAGAAUUUGUCUCAAUGUACAAAACUUAUCUGUAUAAACUUAUGUGUAUUCACCAACUUAUACAUAGUGAUUCGUGUUCUUAUUUGCUUUUAUAUGUGAAAAUAAUCAGUUUAACAAUAAUGAGAAAAACAUUGGGAAAAUUCUGCUCUCAGGGCAGUUUGAAAUACAUCACUUAGGAUUAGGUUGUAGUUUCAUAAGUAUAUUAAUGGUCAGUAGUUGUAUUAAAAGAUACAGCAGUUAUGAAAGACAAUAAAACACGAUAUUACUUUGGUUG